Molecule: messenger RNA, 3876 nt
Organism: Vidua macroura (Pin-tailed whydah)
Lineage: Eukaryota; Metazoa; Chordata; Aves; Passeriformes; Viduidae
Gene: CR2
Product: complement C3d receptor 2
Exons: 23
Coding region: 310-3771 (1153 amino acids)
Source: RefSeq, a predicted model, not a curated record
AAAUCCCCGAGGUUUUAUUUCUCCAUUUCCACGUUAUUUCCAAGUUCAAACUCCAUUUUUUCUGCUGUUCAGCCGUCCAGGGAGCUCCAGAAUUGAAGCUUCUCUCCGUGGGGCCAGAUCUGAGCAUCUGCUAUAAAACUCCUCCUUUGCCUGGAGCUGGAGCCUGGGGGGCUGGAGGAGAGCAGUCCCUGUUCCAUCCUGCAAGUGCUGAACGUGCCAGGGCUCUCCAUCUCCUGCCUCCACAGCUCCAGAUACUGGCCCAGGACGGGAAUGUGGUGAUAUCUGAGGGACCUCCAGGCAGGAAUAAACAUGUCAGCUUUGGAGCUGGGGAGGCUGAGGAGCUGUGCAGCUGUCCUUGGGUCACUCCUCGCUGCUGCUCUCAUUGUGACUGUCCACAGUCUCUGCCGCGCUCCGCCGCGGUCGCCGUCGGCAGAGCCCAAGGAGUGGCUGGAGGGCAUCGAGUUCUUCCCCUCUGGCUACAGGAUGGAGUUCGUGUGUCGGCCAGGCUUUGGGAGAAAUGCUCGCACUCCAAAUGUCCUUGUCUGUGGAGCGAACGGGCUGUGGCGUGGAUCGAGUGAAAUCUGCAUACCCAAGGCGUGCAGCUACCCCGGGGAGCCGGCCAAUGGCAGACUGCUCUUGCCUGGAGCGUUCACUUUUGGUUCCACAGUCAACUUCACCUGCAACACUGGGUACAGACUGAUUGGACCCUCUGAGAUUGAAUGUGUGCUCAGAAAUGAGGCUCUUACAUGGAACAGAGAUAUUCCCACCUGUCAGGUGAUUCCCUGUGCACCCCCUCCAGAAAUAGCAAAUGGGCAUCACAGUGGGAUGGACAAGGAGCAUUUUGAGUAUGGGGACUCUGUCACCUACCAGUGCCACAGGUCCAGGAGGGGAGAGAGACCUUUCUCCCUGGUGGGAGAGGCCUCCAUUUUCUGCACAAGCAGGGACAACCUGAACGGUGUGUGGAGCAGCCCAGCUCCAGAAUGCAAAGUGGUGACCUGCAAGCAGCCAAGGGUGGAGAACGGGAAGCUGCUGAGCGGGCACCGGCCCGACUACAGCUUUGGGGACACGGUGGUGUUCGACUGUGACUUCCGCUACAGCCUCAGCGGCAGCGAGGCCUCCAGCUGCAGGGACAGCGGCCUCUGGGAGCCCCCCCUGCCCCUCUGCCAGCGCAGCAGCUGUGAUGACCCCCCAGAUGUGAGGAAUGCUGUGAAAGCCAGGCUGGCUGGCAAUCUGUUCCCCGUGGACACCGUGGUCACCUACGAGUGCGAGCAGGGCCACCAGUUCAGAGCGGGGAAAACCACCUGGAACAUCAGCUGCCUGCAGGAUUUUGUGUGGAGUGAACCCCCACCUCCGUGUGAAAGAAUUCCUUGCCCAGAUCCACACAUCCCAAACGGAAAGCCCUUGCACCCAUGGCAAGUGAAAGAGGUUUAUGAGAGCGGGGACAGGCUGGAAGUGGAGUGCAGGGAAGGAUUUGCUUUCAAAGGCCGUGGCAGCAGCGUCACCCUUCACUGUGGCAGCGAUGGUGGAUGGGAUCCAGCAAUGCCAGAGUGCAUUCCAGAACCACGUUGCCCAAAGCCAGGCAUCCUUCAUGGAGAAGAGGUUUAUAAAAGCAGGAGUGACUACACAGUGGGGACCCAGGUGAGGCUGGCCUGUGAGGAGGGCUUUGCCCUCAGGGGCUUGGAGACCAUCACCUGUGGGGCUGAUCUGAGCUGGGAGCCCGUGAUGCCCUUCUGUGACAAAGUCUGUGGGCCCCCUCCCAAAAUCCCCUUUGGGCAGCACUCUGGCAAAGGUGCCAGAGAGUUCCCUUAUGGCACCAAGGUGACCUACAGCUGUGCAGAGGGGCUGUCCCUCAUCGGGGACGAGUCCCUCUACUGCACCUCCGAGGAUGGGGAGAACCUGACCUGGAGCGGACCUGCCCCGCAGUGCAGGGUGGUUCGGUGCCCCAAGCCCGUGCUGGAGAGGGGAAGGAUGACCCCACAGACGUUCACCUUUCCCUACGGGCUGCUCCUGCACUUCUCCUGUGACCAAGGCUUCGGGCUGCGCGGCGCUGCCCAGAGCCAGUGCCUGGCUGAUGGCACCUGGCACCCGCCCCUGCCCACCUGCCAGCCAGUUCGGUGCCCCAGGCUCCCGAGGCAGGACGACGUCGUGGUUCACUUCAACCGGCUCUGGUAUGAGGUGAAUGAAACGGUGCCCUUCUACUGCAAACGUGAUGGGGCACCCUCCAAAACCACCUGCUCAGCUGAUGGCACCUGGACACCACCACCCACGUGUAGGAGGAGCGAUGUGUGUGAGAGGGUUCUUCGAAACAAAGCAGCUUUCCAGUGUGGAAUUCCUCUGUCAGAUCUGAAAACCCAGCUGGAAGUCCAGAAGCUCCUCCUGGAGAUCCAGAAACUUGAAAAGGAGCUAAAAAGCACCACCUACAGCUGGCAGCUCUUGUCCCACACCAUGCCCGGGCUCCUCGGGCCAGGGCAGCUCCUGGCACUGAUGGUUCUGGUGCUGCAGCCCACGGGGACUCAGGAGGCGCAGUGUUCCAUCCCUAUCAUUGCAAACGGGCAGCUGAGCUCUGCAGAGAACUUCACCUACGGCAGCACAGCCACGCUGCAGUGCGACCCCGGCUUCGUGGGCACUGCCAGCACGGCGCGCUGCAUGCCCAGCGGCAGGUGGCACCCACGGGUGCCCUCCUGCGUCCCAGGGCAGUGUCGCCACCCUCCCCCUGUGGAGUUCGCCGAGUUCCAGCACCGGCGCGAGUUCCCGGUUGGGAGCACGCUGUCCUACUCCUGCAGAGCCGGCUUCUCCCUGAUCCCCGGGGUGUCCCCAACCACCACAUGUCUUCAGAACUUCACGUGGUCCCCGGUGCCGAGGCUGUGCCAGAAGGUGCAGUGCUCCACGCCGGUCAUCCCCCACGGGACAGAGGUCAGCCCCAGGAGAGCCGAGUACACCUUUGGGCAGCAGGUGGAGUUCCAGUGUGACCACGGCUACAUGCUCCGGGGCAGCAACAGGGUCCAGUGCUCCUCUGACGGGAUGUGGAGACCCCCCGUGCCCUACUGUGACAGGGUCUGUGGUCUCCCUCCCAAAAUCACUAACGGGAAGCACUCUGGCAUGGAGUUUACACAGUUCCCCUACGGCUCUGAAGUGAAGUACAGCUGUGCAGAGGGGCUGUCCCUCAUCGGGGACGAGUCCCUCUACUGCACCUCCGAGGAUGGGGAGAACCUGACCUGGAGCGGACCUGCCCCGCAGUGCAGGGUGGUUCGGUGCCCCAAGCCCGUGCUGGAGAGGGGAAGGAUGACCCCACAGACGUUCACCUUUCCCUACGGGCUGCUCCUGCACUUCUCCUGUGACCAAGGCUUCGGGCUGCGCGGCGCUGCCCAGAGCCAGUGCCUGGCUGAUGGCACCUGGCACCCGCCCCUGCCCACCUGCCAGCCAGUCCUGUGUCCACAACCACGAGUGCCCUUUGGAAGGCUGAAAAGCCCUUUGGGUGGCAGAAGUUGGUACCAGACCAACGAGACUGUCACCUUGGAGUGCCUUCCUGGGUACCAGUUCCCAGACGAUGGAAUGAUGGAAAAUGCUUGGACAGCCACGUGCUUGCCUGAUGGCAGCUGGACACCACUGCCCAAGUGUAUGAAAGAAGGUGAUGCUGAUGUGUGUCAAGAGGUUCAUUACAUUAAAUCGACCUUUGAAUGCGGUGUGCCUCUAGAAGAGGUGAAAAGUCUGCUGGAAAUACAGAAACUGCUCCUGGAGAUUAAAAAACUAGAGAUGGAGCUAGAAACCUAAAAUGAAACUGGACCCCUGUAAAAGCUCACCUUUCCUUUGCUGAGCUCACAGUUUGUGCAGUCACAGCAUCUCUGAGAAGGUUCUGGGUGAUUUUAUGGUUUUUUU